UGCACUUGAAAAUGGUCUACUCAUUAAAGGACUGACAUCAUCGUGAGAAAAUCUCUCUAUAUAUAAAUAUUAUUGUAUCUAUAUACAAUAAUAUAUACUCAUUGGAUUUACAAGUUAUGAGCUCAAUAAGCCACCUUAUUUCAUCUGAAUCUUUUAUACUGUUCUUCGUUUUAGUUGCUGUCAAUAGUCCAAAUCUAAGCAUCUAUGUAUUGGGAACUCCUCAAAUCAUAAACUAUACUGUUGCAUCUAUCCAAAAGGAAGUUCACAAUGUACACUUUCUGAAUUUUCUCUCCAAAAUAUCAUCAGAUCCGUUUGACAAUCAAUCAAUAACAAAUGAAAGGAAAGUGUUCAAAUACAAUGAAACUGAUCAUAACUCUGAACUCCAAACUACUGUAUUGCAACAUAAAGCAAACGGUGCAACAAAAUCACAUUGGAAGAAGGAACGAUUUCAGAUGAUUAAGGACAGAUAACUACAUUGUUUAAAUAAAAUUGAAAAUUGUUUCUAUCCUUAACAGCAAACUGAACUAUAUUCAUAUUUGUUUACUGGAAUGAAUGCUGUUUUAUAAGACAACAUAGAGAUAUAGAGAUUGAUAUUUCUCUUAUAUUUCGAUAAUACAAUGAGAAGAUGAAAGUGAUCGGAAUUAUGUAACGAUAUAUUUGUGCAAUACAUUUCGAUCACACAUAAUAUACUACUCGUUUAAACAUUUUUGUACGAGAACUAAUAGGUCAACUCUAGAUAGGUGAAAGGUGUUUGUGGCUGCACACCGAUAAUCAUUUUGUUGCGACAAUCAGCUACGUAUUUCUGAACUCGUGAUUCCAUCCAAUAUCCAGUU
This is a messenger RNA of Schistosoma haematobium, 833 nucleotides long. RefSeq lists its product as uncharacterized. The transcript is spliced from 4 exons. The record is from RefSeq and is a predicted model, not a curated record. Bases 117 to 470 code for a protein of 117 amino acids. NCBI's taxonomy places the organism in Eukaryota, Metazoa, Platyhelminthes, Trematoda, Strigeidida, Schistosomatidae.